AUGCGAGGGGAGGGGAAGUUGACUAUAGCGGAGAAAGCGCCUUACAAGACUCAUCCUCAAAUUCUGUUCUUCCAGAUCCUAUCCCUUUCUAAGCAAGUGGAUCUGACAGAGAGGCAAGUGGAGCGAUGGUGGCGCCUGCGCCGCAGCCAGGACAAGCCGUCGAAUCUGGUGAAGUUCUGCGAGAACCUAUGGCUGUGUACCUUCUAUCUGUACAACUUCUCUUAUGGCGUUUUCGUGCUGUGGGACAAGGACUGGUUGUGGGACAUCGAUCAGUGCUAUGUGGGGUAUCCUCAUCAGGGUUACACCAACGACGUAUGGUGGUACUACAUGAUCUCCUCAGCUUUCUACUGGUCUCUGACCUUCUCCCACUUCUGGGACGUGCGCCGCAAGGACUUCUGGCAGAUGUUCGUCCACCAUGUCGCCACCAUCGCUCUGCUGACCUUCAGCUGGGUCUGCAACCUGCACAGGAUCGGGACUUUGGUGCUGCUGCUGCACGAUUUCGCUGAUAUAUUUUUAGUAGCAGCGAAGGCGGCCAAAUACGCGAACUUCCAAAGACUGUGUGACGUGAUAUUCGCCGUGUUCACUGUCGCGUGGAUUGUCACGCGGCUGGGCUUCUAUCCCUUCUACAUUAUAUGGAGCACGUCGAUCCGCGCGCCAAUGCUGCUGCCGAUGUUCGCAGCGUACUAUAUCUUCAACGCGAUGCUGUGCUUCUUGUUAGCGCUGCACGUGCUAUGGAGCUGGCUCAUCCUGCAGGUCGCCUACAAGGCCAUCAGCGCGGGGCAGAUGGAGGGUGACAUCCGUAGCUCCAGUUCAGAGAUCAGCGAUAGUUCCCACUCCAACCACAGCACUCCGAAUCGCAUCAACAAUAAAAAGUAA
This is a messenger RNA of Ostrinia furnacalis (Asian corn borer), 876 nucleotides long. RefSeq names its product ceramide synthase 5-like. Gene Ontology annotation, cellular component: membrane. Lineage: Eukaryota; Metazoa; Arthropoda; Insecta; Lepidoptera; Crambidae. Gene Ontology annotation, biological process: ceramide biosynthetic process. The record is from RefSeq and is a predicted model, not a curated record. The transcript has 6 exons. Gene Ontology annotation, molecular function: sphingosine N-acyltransferase activity. The coding region runs from base 1 to 876 and encodes 291 amino acids.